Stylophora pistillata is the source of this 1878-nucleotide messenger RNA. RefSeq names its product mitochondrial carnitine/acylcarnitine carrier protein. Gene Ontology annotation, molecular function: O-acyl-L-carnitine transmembrane transporter activity. The record is from RefSeq and is a predicted model, not a curated record. Gene Ontology annotation, biological process: carnitine transmembrane transport; mitochondrial transport. Lineage: Eukaryota; Metazoa; Cnidaria; Anthozoa; Scleractinia; Pocilloporidae. Gene Ontology annotation, cellular component: mitochondrial envelope.
CCCUCAUGACGGCAAAGUACUGACUGUCGGUAAGAAAUACCGGUGUAACAUCAUGGCAGAGAAAGAGAUCGCUGUUGCUGAGCCCCAAAAGAAGCAAACGAGAAGUACCUCUGGUGUAAAGAACUUCCUUGCUGGAGGAUUUGGAGGAAUAUGUUGCGUAGUGUCUGGCCAUCCACUAGACACGAUCAAGGUUUGCCUUCAAACAAUGCCCCAACCAGAGCCAGGGCAGAAGCCACUGUUCACAGGCACCCUUGACUGUGCACUUAAAACAGUGAGAAAGGAGGGAGUUCUUGGUUUAUACAAAGGAAUGGCAGCUCCUGUAGUGGGUGUGGCACCAAUAUUUGCCAUCUGUUUCUGGGGAUUUAACAUGGGCAAAAAACUGCAACUCAAGAAUCCUAAUGAUGAACCAACGUAUUUUCAAAUUUUGACAUCAGGUUUCUUUGCUGGAGUUUGUACUACAGUUAUUAUGGCUCCAGGAGAAAGAAUAAAAUGUCUUUUACAAAUUCAGCAAGCUAGUGGUGCUGAAAAGAAAUAUGCUGGUCCAGCUGAUGUGGUGAAGAAGCUUUACAAACAGAGUGGAAUCCGUGGAGUGUACAAAGGAACAUGUGCAACUUUAUUGAGAGAUGUACCAGCUACAGGGAUGUACUUUGCAUCUUAUGAGUUUCUCUUAAAUGCACUUACUCCAGAGGGAAAGUCGCGCAAAGAUGUUGGAGCAUUGUCUAUUCUCUGUGCUGGAGGUGUGGCAGGCAUGGCGAACUGGAGUGUUGGUAUUGCUCCAGAUGUACUCAAGUCUCGUCUGCAAACAGCACCCGAAGGAACUUAUCCAAAUGGCGUUAGGGAUGUUUUUAGACACAUGAUGCGCGAGGAAGGACCUGGGGCGCUUUUUAGAGGCCUGACUCCUGUUAUGCUCAGAGCUUUCCCAGCUAACGCGGCUUGUUUCCUUGGAUUUGAAUUAGCCAUGAAAUUCUUCGAUUGGAUUGCUCCGGAUUGGUGAUGAUUGGAAACCAACGUGGACAUAUCAGCUGUUGAGAAUAUUCUGCACGUGCUAAAGAAAAAAAAUGUCGAGCGAGAAAUUUUAGGUUUUUGUCGUGACGAAUUGUUUCUCUGAAGUAGAUCACUACAUGAAUUUCAUCUACAAACUAGAAAUAAUUCCAUCGACGAUAAGGCCUUGACUAUUUUACUUAACUACAAAUUAACCACUUAAAAGUAAGCACUUUGUAGGGGAAGCCUUUCGGAACAAAAGUCUUUUUCUCGAUAGAAGUGCACUGAUUUUAUUUCUAUGUUUCAGUAAAAUUCGAAAAAAAAUUGUUAAGUAUCUAAAGAAAUCUUAUUUAUUUAACUUCUUUUUUCUAAGAAAUCUGUGUCUCUUAGACACUACAUUCUAUUCAUUAAUAUGUAACACAAGUGAUUUAAUUUAGAGCAAAUUGCUCUUCAAUCACGUAGCUGCCCAAAAAUACGUGUCUCGUGUGAUAUUUUUAUUUGAUAGUUGGCAAACCUGGACUUUUGUCAGACUUUUGUCUAAAUUUGUGAAGUUCUACUUUGCACCUACAAAGGUAUAAAUUGUGAAACUUAGUCUUUUAUUUAAAGAACACCUUUCAUCCCAGGAGAAUACUUCAGAAGUAAAAGACAGUUUUAAGUAAAUGGUCUGAAAAUUGUGAUUCAUUAAUUCCCAUAAUCUGGAGACUCUGGAUGUGAAUGAAAAUCACAAGCUUUAAAUUGUUAAGGCGAUGUGCCAAACAACCAUUUGGGGAAUUUUUCAUUUUGGAUUAACUUAAAAACAGAAUAACACCUCACAUACUGAAAAGCUUCAUGAAGGUGUUGGUUAGCAUGGUAACCAAGACUAGUACUAAGCAAAGCUAUUAAACCAAUAUUACCAGU